Molecule: messenger RNA, 1094 nt
Organism: Fusarium redolens
Lineage: Eukaryota; Fungi; Ascomycota; Sordariomycetes; Hypocreales; Nectriaceae
Exons: 1
Coding region: 172-1086 (304 amino acids)
Source: RefSeq, a predicted model, not a curated record
UUCUUAUCGUCUCAAGUUCAUUCGGUGCAAAGGGGGCUAAUUAAUCUCAAUUUUCCCCAUUCCUAGGCAACCAUCCCGUUAGCGGUGGAUUUCAGCCUUGACGGUGGAUACUUCUCUUGAUAUAAGAACGCUUCUUCACUCGAACGCCAGUUCUCGUCCCAAAAUCCAGGCAUGUUGAAUUCCCUCGCAGCCAUGGAUUCUCAGCCUUCGUUUCUACAUUUGCCCCGGGAGGUCCGGGACAUGAUCUAUAGUUACGUCCUCGACGACGUCGAGUUCAGCAAUGCCUUUACGUCUCAAACCGCUUAUUCUCCGCAAAACUUUCCUCUUCUUUACAUUCAUAAAGUCAUAUCAGAAGAUCUCCAACCUCGGCUCUACAGAAACCACUCUAUUGUCAUACCUAUUCAAGAACCGAGCACAUAUGCCACUGGAGACUGGAGUAUCGUCCCUAGGAUUGCCUGCUCAAAAAUGAUGAAGCAACGCUCCAAAACUCUCAUCAUUGAAAUGUCCCAGACGACUAUCUCCUAUUAUCCAGAUUCCGAUCUUGAAGAAGAUGAAGAUGAAGAUCCCGUGGAGGAUCGGUCUUUCUGGGAACAUGAAGGCCGAGGGGGGAAGAUGUUUCCCCAAAAGCUCAUCAACGAUAUUCUCGCUGUGAAAUCAAAGCUGCCCUCUGUCACAACUCUCAAACUUGUCUUCUGGUUCGGAUACUGGAUAUCAUACGUUGAACAUUGGGAGAAACAUCUCAAGAGACUCAAGGAUAAAUGGCCAGAAUUGUUCUUGAAAGUCCAGCUUAAUCUGUUCGAUUUCAAGGACCCUGAUGCUGGUGAUACUGGAUGGAACUUUAUCGAGAGCUGGUAUUGGUGGUCGUUGAAGGCGGAGGGGGUAUGGUUUGAGGCGAAUAACUUUAAAUGGAAGGAUCAUAUGGAGGGGGAUUUUCGAGGUCGGAAUAUCAACGUGUCCAUCUGGCAGGAUGCUCUUGAUUACGAAUAUAAUGAAUUGGAUGGGCUUCUUCAUCCUACUGGUUGUGAAGUACGGCCUAUGUUUGCUAGGACAUGUGAUCUGGAUGGUCGCGUGAAGCCAUAUAUAUAGUCAAUAUG